Myxocyprinus asiaticus (Chinese sucker) is the source of this 5189-nucleotide messenger RNA. RefSeq names its product max-binding protein MNT-like. Lineage: Eukaryota; Metazoa; Chordata; Actinopteri; Cypriniformes; Catostomidae. The coding region runs from base 241 to 2022 and encodes 593 amino acids. Gene Ontology annotation, biological process: regulation of transcription by RNA polymerase II. Gene Ontology annotation, molecular function: protein dimerization activity; DNA-binding transcription factor activity, RNA polymerase II-specific; RNA polymerase II cis-regulatory region sequence-specific DNA binding. The record is from RefSeq and is a predicted model, not a curated record. The transcript has 6 exons.
CUGAAUACCAAAACCCGCCAUCUUGUUGUGACUCCUUUACGUGCGUGCAAGAGUGACUUCAAGGGGGAUCCAGUCACGUUUUUCCUUUAUUUUAAUUAUUAUUAUUAUUAUUUAUUAUUAUUAUUAUUAUUUUAUAGGCGAGAAGGUGGGAUCCUGACAGACGCUUUUAAAUCUGGCAAGUUUGUCUUUUUAAUUAAUUUCAGCCAUCGCUUCUGGACUAUAGUGUGAAACGAAACGGAGAUGAGUAUCGAGACGUUAUUAGAGGCGGCGAAGUUUUUGGAAUUGCAAGCCCAGCAACAACAGAAAGCACGUGAAGAAAAUGAGCUUCAGGAAAGGCGACGCCGCGAACAGGAGGCGGAGAAGCGAAGGGUGGAAAUUAAUUCUUAUACACAGCCUGUACGAAUGAGCCACAUGACCUGGAUGGAGGAGUCCGGUCCAGCGCAUCGCAACGUCCCUGCACCACCCCCGCCUCCUCCCCUUCCCCCCACUAUGCCCAUCACGAUCAUCCCCAUCCCAGUAGUGUCCUCCACUCCCUCCGCCAUCCCCCCACCCCCCACCACAGCUGUCAGUCCCUUGGCAGCACCCUGCCUCACUCCUCCAAGAAAAGAUGCACACUCACUGCCAAACCAGCAGACACUGCACCAGCGCCCCAUCAUCUCAUCUCAGGUGAAGGCUGAGCCAACAUUACUGUCUCCGUCCAGUGGCACCAAACCAUCCCCACCCCAGCAGAUCCAGACCUUCCCGGGCUCCAUCAUCACAACCCCUCAGCAUGCACUUCUCCCCCAGCCAGGACCCCCUCCAUCCCAGACCAGCCCUGCAUCCAGAGGCAGCCCAACAGAAGACCGUAAUUUCGAUGGCAAGAAGAGACCUGGAGGGGCAGGAACAAGAGAAGUGCACAACAAACUUGAAAAGAACAGACGUGCACACUUAAAGGAGUGCUUUGAGACCCUUAAGAAGAACAUCCCUAAUGUUGACGAGAAGAAGACCUCCAAUCUGAGCGUUCUGAGAAGUGCUCUGAGAUACAUUCAGACUCUGAAGAGGAAGGAGAAGGAUUAUGAGCACGAGAUGGAGCGCUUGGCACGGGAGAAGAUCGCUUUGCAGCAGAGACUUGCAGAGCUGAAGAACGAGCUGAGCCAGCAGUUGGAUGUGAUUGAGAUAGACCGCGUUGUUCGACAGACUGUCCAACCAGAAGAUGACCAGGCCUCAACCUCCACUGCCUCAGAAGGCGAAGACAACUUUGAUGAAGAAAACGAAGACGAGAGCUUGUCAGCUUCGCCCACAGCCUUACCCAAAGUGCCUCCUGCGCUUCAGCCAGAGUUAAAGAAGUCCCGGCCUGCCCCCUCCCUCAUAACACAGCAUAUCUCUAUCCCACACAAACUGUGUAAGACUUUGCCCCCCAUUCCCACAGCUCAGCUAUCCCCUGUCGCGGCCGCUGCCCCAAUUACAGCUCCUACUUUGCCCCCAACUUCUGCACAGCCUCCUAACGGUCCAGCAUCUGCUCCUGCCUCCCAGCAGUCACAGGUAGUGGUGGCCCCCUACACCCUACCUCCUGCUCAUACCCAUAUAGUGACUACACCCAGCCUCCAGCCUACCGUCAUUGCCCAUGCCGGAUCGGCUUCACAUGCCUCCGUCAUCCAAACCGUUAACCACGUCAUCCAGCCAGGCUCCAAGCACGUGGCUCACAUCGCCCCCUCCACCUCCAGUUCUGUGCAGCUGGCCCCUGGACCUCAGUCCUUCAGCCACAUCACGGUACACCCAGUGGCCCACCUACCUGCAAUCUACCCUCAGCCUGUUACUGUCACACAGCCCACUGUCAUGAGCCAUAUCGCACACACACUCUCCCACAGUCAGAUGAAUGGCACAUCGGCCCCCAGCACACAGGCCACCGUGAUGGGAAAACAGACGCCGGUGGGCACCCAGGUGGUCACCCAUCACCCUCAGCUGAUGGGCCAGACCGUCCUUAAUCCGGUCACCAUGGUAGCCAUGCCCUCCUUCCCAGUCAGCACGCUAAAGCUGGCCUGAGGUGCUGACAUUCCCACCCGUAGAUAGAAUAUACACAAUUACAGAGUGGGCACAAGGUGAUGAAUCCCCCCCCCACCCCAACCACUUACUGUGGUUGAGACUGCAACCCCCCCCCCCAAAACCAUAUCCAGCAUUGCAAUCAAAUGAACUCUAAAUCUACAGGACUCAGUACAUUCCAAAUGACAAGAAAGUAUAUAAAGACUUUAAGGAAAACAAAGAAAUUUAUUGAAUGUUUAUUGCUAUAUAAUGAUAUAUAAUAAAAGACAAAAAGAAAUUCUAUCUUAAUGUGUGGGCGAAGGCAGAGUUUGAUGUCUAGAGUGCUUGCGUGCUGCUUAGUAUGUGUGUUAGGCUCUGUAGUGGAGUGUUUUACGAUGCAACCUUGGUCUGAUCCGAAUUUACAACUACUCUCAGUCAGCGUAUUGUCUGACUACUGGUUUAAAUGACUUGAUGAUAUAGAAACAUCCAUUAUACCUCACAAUGGGCUCUUCCUCAGCUAACAUAACACCUCAAAUGGUUAUCCCUCUCAGCACCCACUAGAACAGGUAUAAUGUAAAAUGAGUAAUCAGAUUCUGGUUCCUACAGUCCUGUCUGUCCAAUGUCCACUGACCUGGUCACUUUGGUGUCAGCCUUCACAUUUAAAAAAAACAUGUGGUUGAUGCUAGACUGUAGCAUCAUAAUUUGACCCUGUCCCAAAUGGCACUAGAGUCUACAGUUUGCCUGGACUAUUGCCUUGGUUAAAGCAAAGUCCCUGUAUUAGGCAAGUCAGGUCACUUAGCGACCAUAUUCGUAAUGCAUCCAGGCAGAAAUUUACAGCUUCCAUCUACCUGAAAUGAAAAAAACAGAAAUCUCCAAAACGGUUUGGCAAGAUUUUAUUGCAUUUCAAAUCAGCAGUAUAAUCUGAUGUAAGAGUAUUACAAAUUUGAGUAUCAAAAUAUGCUAUUUUUAGGCUGAUGCGCACAUUCUAGAGUUCAUGUCUCUAUCAAAAAGGUGAUUGGCCCUCUUUAAGGGGACAUUUACAAUGAAAGCGUUGGUCUGUGCUGUUUGUCAGUUGUUUUUUCUAUGUAAACGUGCUUGACAGCAGAGACUGUUUAGCUUGAUACAGAGCACUUGUAGUAAAAUGAAUAGGAGAAAUUGGAAUGCCCAACAUGGUGGAUGUAGAAAUGGAAGUCCCACCUUACAGGUAAAAGAGCCAGUCACCUUUUAGAUACAGACAUCGUCUGUCAGACACCUCAAGGACGUGCAUGCACAUUAGCUUGACCAGCCUGAAAAAACAGCUGUUUUAGCAUGAUCUGAGCUGAGGAAGAACAAUUUAUGAUACUGAUUUUGGAUUUUACUUAUGUUAAUUGAUUGUAGUCUUUACUAAUCAUUUUGGAGAUUUUUGUCUUUCCCCACUGAAGAAAAUAGGAGCUUUACUUUUAUGCCACUUAUAUCCAUAGGAAAUAGCUGCCUGGGAGCGUUCCCAAGAUGGCUGAUGAGUCGACUUGCCUUGAAAGAGACUUUGCUUGAUGGACGUCUUUGACCAUUGCUCAGCUUCUUGCUGCUGUUUUUUUCCCAUUGUCUCAUGCAGUCCGUACAGACUGCUGAUGAUGAAAUCUGAUAAGCAAUGUGGACAACCAAAGUAUUCUUUGGCCUUAAGGAGGGACUUCCAUUUCUACAGCCACCAAUAUGAGUGAACCGUCUCGACCUACAAAGUCUCUGGUAAUAAAUAGUAUGCAAUUUGUUCCACCACUCUGAAAAAGGAUGUAUCAUGGCUGCAAAAGAGGGUGCUUGUGAGCACCCUUCUGAAACCUAAAAUAACAAAUGGGACACCCCUAUGGUCUUGUGGACUUCACAGAUGCUGUCAAGCAUCCAUGAGAUGGCAAGUCCACAUGUGGUGCACCAUUUGGGGCAAGACCAUAAUAGCAGUCAAACAUGUACAGUAGUUGACUGCUAGAUUGAGACACCCGGAACAUAUUUCACAUUUUUAUUUGAGUUUGUCAUUUUGUUGUGCUCUAGCUGGCAUAGAGACUAUUGCUUUGUGACUGUAAUGUGAGUCAUUGGAGGGAAUCUGACAGCAGUGCCUUAAACAUUGUCAAUCUGAGUCCUGUUCAAUGCUGCACAGACGCCCCCUUUUGUUCUCUUUCUGUAACUGCACCCAUUUAGAAAAGAAGAUAUUCGGUAUCAAAGCCUCCUACUCUGCAUACAGCUCAGUGGUGUAUGAAUUCAGCUCCUGUUGCCCAUCUUCUAAAGGGUAAACAAAAAUCAAAUAGCCAUUAAAUUGCAACGGAAGGUGAAAAAUUACUUAAACUUAUUGUAAAUGUAUUCCAGCAAUUACAGUAGGUAAGCAUUCAGUGUCUUCAUCUUACCCGUGAUAAUGACAUAUUUAUGUGGGGUGGAAAUGUCAGUCAGUACAUGGUUGUUAUUUUGUUUUUAGGGUGCAUGUAGCUGAUGUCAUGAGUGUUUAAAUAUAUGUGCUAUAAUUCUAUCACGUGUCAGGCAUGAUGUAGUUGUAUGUGUGUGGCAAAGGCACAUCUUUUGGUUACGGGACAGUUUUGUGGGAGUCAGAGGGCAUGGGCAGGGAAAUGUCUCCGCUCCAAGCUUGAGAUUAUCAGGAAGGUGUCCCGUGUCUGUAUUUAACCGCACUGACCACUAUACAGAUCUGCAGGUAGAGCACAAGCUGAGUACUAAGAGAUUUGAUUUAAACUAACACUGUGAUACUUCUCAGUUGUCCCAUAAAAGCAAACCAGGUUUACAAAUCAGCCUAGCGUUUAUUCUAAGCAAAAGAGUCCCUGCAUUUGUUUAGUUUUUGUUAGCGUGAGAAUUUUCUUUUUCUUUUUUAUGGCUUUAAUUUGUCACGUUUUAGUUUUGUGUAUUUACACGAGUAGGAUGUACACAUGAAUUCUUAAAUGAACGUGGCUGUUUUUGCAUGUAGAUGGAUGAAUUCUGUUUGAAUGAUAACUUUGAAAAAAAAAAAAUUUUUUUUUAAACAGUACUGUAUAUGUUGGGGCAACUUUUCAGACCUCUUUCUACACUGAUAUAUAUAUAUAUAUAUAUAUAUAUAUAUAUAUACACACACACACACACACAUAUAUAUAUAUAUAUAUAUAUAUGUAUGUAUACAUACCUCUAUAUAUAUAUAAUAUACACACACACAUACACAUAUAUAUGUAUGUAUACAUACCUCUAUA